Molecule: messenger RNA, 1209 nt
Organism: Naegleria lovaniensis
Lineage: Eukaryota; Heterolobosea; Eutetramitea; Acrasida; Naegleriidae
Exons: 1
Coding region: 1-1209 (402 amino acids)
Source: RefSeq, a predicted model, not a curated record
AUGUACCAAGACGAAAUUCCAGCUCUCGUUCUCGACAAUGGUUCAUGUUUUUCAAGAGCUGGUUUUGCAGGAGACGAAGCACCUCGAUUCAUCAUUCCCUCUCUCCUUGGCACUCGAAAAAAAACACUUUCCAAACAACCUUUGAAUCCACCAACUGAUAUUUAUAUUGGAGAUGAAGCCUCUUCUCAAAAACAACUCCUAGAUCUACACCGACCCAUUCAACGAGGCCACAUUACGAAUUGGGAUCAUAUGGAACAAUUCUGGCAUUAUCAAUUUCAUCAUGUUUUAAAAACUUCUCCGGAGCAUCCUGCUGUUCUUCUCUCCGACUGCAUCACUUCAACUGCUGCUACAACGGGUAAGAAUACAGAGAGAGAACGAACUUCUCAAGUCAUGUUUGAGAAGUUCUCAGUUCAGAGUCUGUGCAUAGCCUCGAGUGCAUGUUUAUCCAUGUUCGGAGGAGGAAGAGGUUCGGGUGUCGUGUUGGAAUGUGGCUAUGAAGUUUCACAUGCAGUGCCCAUGUUUGAAGGAGUGAUAGCAAAACCUCUACCCACGAGCUCAAGCACGACGACGAUUCGAACACUUGAAAUUGGUGGUCUUCAUUUGGAUCAAUACUUGUUAAAAUUAUUAAGGCUCAAGUUGGAGGAGACAAAUAUGCUUCAUUCGAGUUCCAUGCAGCUGCUACCAGAGCUUGUCAUGUCUAUGAAGGAAGAACUUGCUCGUGUGACGUAUUUACAAGGAGGAGAGUCGUCUCUAAAGAGUGAGAAAAAGCCAAUAUUUGAAUUGCCAGAUGGAAACACUAUUGAAAUUGAGAAGGAACGAUAUGAAUGUGUGGAACCAUUAUUUAAUCCUAAAUUAUUAGGUGGAGAAUAUUGUGACAACACCUCUGAAGUUGGUGGUAUUCAAGACAUGUUAUUCAACUCGAUUACAUCAACGAAUUAUGAGGAACGAUAUUAUUAUUAUCGACAUAUUCUUUUGAGUGGCGGAACAACAUUAUUACCUGGCUUUGCAGAAAGAAUCAAAGAGGAAAUUCGAGAAAGCGCACCAUCCGCAUUUAGUAUUCAUGUUUCUGCGUAUCCUGAGCGUAAACUUUUAUCGUGGAUUGGUGGAUCUGUGUUGGCAAGUAUGUCCGUUUUUAAUGAUAAAAGUGUCUCUAAAAGCGAAUUCGAAGAGGAAGGUCCAAGAGUGACACAACGAAAAUUCACAAAUUGA